Molecule: messenger RNA, 1545 nt
Organism: Psammomys obesus (fat sand rat)
Lineage: Eukaryota; Metazoa; Chordata; Mammalia; Rodentia; Muridae
Gene: Aup1
Product: AUP1 lipid droplet regulating VLDL assembly factor
Exons: 12
Coding region: 47-1399 (450 amino acids)
Cellular component (GO): membrane
Molecular function (GO): ubiquitin binding
Source: RefSeq, a predicted model, not a curated record
GCCCUUCCGGGGCGCCUCCGGGCCUCGGGUCCUGGCAUCCCCGCGGAUGCCCAAAGACUCCGCCUUCCCAGGAGCCCCCGCGGCCCUGCGAAGAUGGCGGCGACGGCGGCCCCGCUUUCCUGAGGUGGCUGCGAUGGAACCUCCCCCAGCUCCGGGGCCGGAGCGGCUCUUUGACUCACACCGGCUCCCGAGUGACGGCUUCCUGCUGCUCGCGCUGCUGCUCUACGCGCCGGUCGGCCUCUGCCUCCUGGUUCUGCGCCUCUUCCUCGGGCUCCACGUCUUCCUGGUCAGCUGUGCGCUGCCUGACAGCGUCUUCCGCAGGUUCGUGGUGCGGACCAUGUGUGCCGUACUGGGGCUCGUGGCCCGGCAGGAGGACACUGGACUCCGGGAUCACCGCGUCAGGGUCCUUAUUUCCAACCAUGUCACACCUUUUGACCACAACAUAGUCAACCUGCUCACCACCUGUAGCACCCCUCUACUCAACAGUCCCCCCAGCUUUGUGUGUUGGUCUCGGGGCUUCAUGGAGAUGGAUAGGCGGGUGGAGUUGGUGGAGUCACUCAAGAAAUUCUGUGCUUCCACGAGGUUUCCGCCCACACCCUUGCUGCUCUUCCCCGAGGAAGAGGCCACCAAUGGCCGAGAGGGGCUCCUGCAUUUCAGUUCCUGGCCAUUUUCUAUCCAGGAUGUGGUACAACCUCUUACCCUGCAAGUUCAGAGACCCCUGGUCUCUGUGACGGUGUCAGAUGCCUCCUGGGUCUCAGAACUGCUGUGGUCAUUUUUCGUCCCUUUCACGGUGUAUCAAGUAAGGUGGCUUCAUCCCGUUCAUCGGCAGCUUGGGGAAGAGAAUGAAGAGUUUGCGCUUCGUGUACAACAGCUGGUGGCCAAAGAAUUGGGCCAGAUAGGGACACGGCUCACUCCAGCAGACAAAGCGGAGCACAUGAAGCGACAAAGACACCCCAGACUACGCCCCCAGUCAGUGCAGUCUUCUUUCCCUUCUCCCAGCCCUCCUUCUGAUGUGCAGCUGACAACGCUGGCUCAAAGAGUCAAGGAGGUCUUGCCCCAUGUGCCACUGAAUGUCAUCCAGACAGACCUGGCCAAGACGGGGUGUGUAGACUUGACCAUCACAAAUCUGCUUGAGGGGGCAGUGGCUUUCAUGCCUGAAGACGUCACUGUGGGAACUCCAGCCCUGGCCACAGCCUCUGCCCCAAAGGUGAGGCCCAGGAUUAGUCAAGGCCAAGACUUAAGGUUCCCCAGCUCUGGCCUGGUGACCCCUCAGCCCACAGCCCUAACAUUUGCCAAGUCUUCCUGGGCCCGUCAGGAGAGCCUGCAGGAGCGCAAGCAGGCACUGUAUGAAUAUGCAAGAAGGAGAUUCAGAGAGAGACAGGCCCAGGAAGCUGACUGAACCCAAAGGAACAGGAUGGUACCCAGAGCCGCAGGACGGAGACUGGGGCAGCCCUCACCCAGCUAACAACAGGCCGGAUGAGUGGGUGGUUAAAGGGAGGGAUGGGGCUCCCCCAAUCUCACAUUAAAUUCAGGGUUUCCACUCAA